AACCCUCCAUCCACCACCACCACUCCCCUCAACUCUCUCUCUCUCUCUCUCUCUCUCUCAAAAGAACUCGACACAAUGAUGUCAGAGAGGGAGCACCGCCAAGCCUCUCCCCUGGCACCCAUGAACGCAUACUCCCGGAGCGACGCCGAGGAGGCCACGGCCGAUCCGGGGGAGCUCCGCCGCCAGAAGCGGAAGAAGUAUCUGAUAUACUUCGCGGCGUUUGUGGUGUUCCAAACUGCUAUCAUCGUCCUGUUUUCGUUAACCGUGAUGAAAGUAAAGACUCCCAAAUUCCGGGUCCGCUCUUCUUCUUCGAUUAACACGGUCAAUGUCCCGCAAACGAACACUUCAUUUACCCUGAACGCUCAAUUCGGGAUCAAGAACACCAAUUUCGGUCCGUACAAGUACGACAGUACCACGGUCAACUUCCUCUACAAUGGUAUUCCAGUUGGGAGUGCUGUUAUUCCCAAGUCAAAAGCCAAUUUCCUAUCUACCAAAAAGGUUAAUGUCCCAGUGGACCUCACAUCUACGGACGCAAAUUGGGCAAGUGAUUUAAGUUCCGGGAAUUUGUCUCUGACGAGCACGUCGAGAUUGACCGGGAAGGUGGAGCUGAUGCUCAUCUUCAAGAAAAAGAAAGCCGUGAACAUGAAUUGCACCAUGAAUGCCAAUACCUCGACUCAGAUGCUCGAGAACGUCAAGUGCAAGUAAUAAGCAUCUAUCUAUUUAUCUGUGUUCUGCGAAUGGAUCGACUGUAGAUUAACUUUUAGUAAGAUAUUCCGAUAUACUCCGUAGUAUGUAUGUUAUAAAUUUUGGUUAUUUUCUCGGAGAUAUGUUUUUGAUAUCUUAUAGAUUAGUAUUAUGUAUUCGUUUUGAGAUUUUCCCUUUAGAUAUAUAUAUACUAGUAUCAUGUUUUCCGUUCAA
Molecule: messenger RNA, 918 nt
Organism: Rhododendron vialii
Lineage: Eukaryota; Viridiplantae; Streptophyta; Magnoliopsida; Ericales; Ericaceae
Exons: 1
Coding region: 76-705 (209 amino acids)
Source: RefSeq, a predicted model, not a curated record